ACCGCUGCAAUGUAAAGUCAUAACGAAAUUUGCGUCUAACAAACUCUAGUGGUGGUAGUUUGUGUGCUAACAAAUCUUAAUUCGCAACAACAAAAAUGUUCAAAUUGAUCGUCACCUUCUCUGCACUCUGUGCUGUCGCGUCCGCCGGCUAUUUGGGUGGCUAUGGACUCGGUGGCUAUGGACUCAGUGGCCAUGGUUUGGGUUACAGUGGCUACAGUGGCUACAGUGGCAUUGUGGCGCCAGCCUAUCAUGCACCAGCCGUUGUUGCUGCCGCACCAAUCGUGAAGACUUACAGUGCGCCCAUUGUUGCUGCACCGGUUGUGAAGACCAUUGCGCCAUUGGCCACCUCCUAUGCCAACACCUACAAAGUGGCCACUAAAGCUAUUCCUGUCGUGCAUGCUGCCCCAGCUGUGGUGCAUGCUGCUCCAGCCGUAUAUGCGGCGCCUGCUUACCACACUUCCUCCACCUACCACGGGUCGCUGGGCCAUUAUGGUCUCGACUACGGUUAUGGCCAUGGUUUGUUGCAUUAAGUGCGUAGAUUGUGAAGAAUUUGGAUGCACACGGACAAGGACUUGAAAAAAGGGCUAAUGAAUUUAAGGACUAUAACAUCGAAAGCAUUAUGGAUAUUUGUUUUUGGGAACACACAUUUGUUGAACUAUCUCACAUACAUACAUACAUACAUAUAAUCAUAAGCAUAUCAGGAGACUAUAUAAAUUUCUUCACAUUCGGAAAAUGUCGUCGUCAUUUGGCGAGAUUUGUGUGAUUAAAGUGAGUAAGAAAUGCAGGCUAUUCAUGCAAGUCGGCGAUAUAAAUUACAACAACCACAAGAGUGAGUGAGCAGAGCAGAACUGAAGGACUUCGUUUAAGUGUUUAAGAAGCAGAAAAAUUAAAGUUAUUUCUUCAGAAUUAAUGUUUAUUUUUUCGCAGAGAUUUUGUUUGUUUGU
Molecule: messenger RNA, 944 nt
Organism: Rhagoletis zephyria (snowberry fruit fly)
Lineage: Eukaryota; Metazoa; Arthropoda; Insecta; Diptera; Tephritidae
Product: cuticle protein 38-like
Source: RefSeq, a predicted model, not a curated record